AAGAGCACCGGAGCACCGUGGAGCUCGGCUGCCGCAAACUUUAGGCGACGACAGAAGGGCGUGGGGGACAACAGAGGCAGCAGCGCCAAGCAGGCAGGCAGGCAGCGAGCGACAGCAGAGCCAGCGAGCCCGCCCGGGACCGGCGCCCCCCAGCGCUCUCACCGGAGCCGAGGCUCACUGUGGGGAUGCGUCUGCCCUCCGUCUGCUGCCGUGCCAGCCCCGCUCGUCACUCUCGGCUCCGUGCCUUUGCAGAAUGGCUCGCUUCGCAGACGACCUCCCCGCUAUGGAGGUGGCGGGGCCGCAGGGCCCGGGCGAGGGGGUGCCCGCCAGGGGGGACCCCAAGGAGCGCAGAGGAUGUACAAACAGUCGAUCGCCCAAAGAGCCCGGACCAUGGCUCUCUACAACCCGAUCCCGGUCAAGCAGAACUGCUUCACAGUCAACAGAUCGCUCUUCAUCUUCAGCGAAGACAACAUCAUCCGCAAAUACGCCAAGAGAAUAACGGAGUGGCCUCCAUUUGAGUACAUGAUCCUGGCAACAAUCAUCGCCAACUGCAUUGUCUUGGCACUGGAGCAGCACCUGCCAGCAAGAGACAAGACCCCCAUGUCGGAGAGACUGGAUGACACGGAGCCAUACUUCAUUGGGAUCUUCUGCUUUGAGGCGGGCAUCAAGAUCACGGCGCUGGGCUUCGUCUUCCACAAAGGCUCCUACCUGCGCAACGGCUGGAACGUCAUGGACUUCGUCGUCGUGCUGACCGGGAUUCUGGCCACAGUUGGGGCAGACUUUGACCUUCGAACCCUGAGAGCCGUGAGAGUCCUGCGGCCCCUGAAGUUGGUGUCUGGAAUUCCAAGUCUGCAGGUUGUCCUCAAAUCCAUCAUGAAAGCCAUGGUGCCCCUGCUGCAGAUUGGCCUUCUGCUGUUCUUUGCCAUCGUCAUGUUUGCCAUCAUUGGCCUCGAGUUCUACAUGGGGAAGUUCCACAAGACCUGCUUCAAAAUCGAAACAGGGGAGCGUGCCGUCGACUAUCCGUGUGGGGUCGAGUACCCGGCACGCACUUGUCCGAACGGGACAGAAUGCAGGGAGUUCUGGAGUGGACCCAACUUUGGCAUCACCAACUUUGACAACAUCCUCUUUGCAGUGCUCACAGUGUUCCAGUGCAUCACCAUGGAAGGCUGGACUGAAAUUCUGUACAACGCGAAUGAUGCUGCUGGAAACACAUGGAACUGGCUCUACUUCGUGCCCCUCAUCAUCAUCGGCUCCUUCUUCAUGCUCAAUUUGGUCCUGGGAGUUCUGUCAGGAGAGUUUGCCAAAGAGCGAGAACGCGUGGAGAAGAGGCGCGAGUUUCUGAAACUCCGUCGGCAGCAGCAGAUUGAGAGGGAGCUCAAUGGCUACCUGGAGUGGAUUUGCAAAGCAGAGGAGGUGAUGCUGGCAGAAGAAGACAAAAACGCCGAAGAGAAGUCCCCUUUGGAUGUUCUGAAAAGAGCAAAGACAAAGAAGAGCAAAAAUGACCUGAUCCAUGCGGAGGAAGGAGAGGACCACUUCACUGACAUCUCGUCUGUGGGCUCCCCCUUCGCUCGUGCCAGUCUGAAGAGUGGGAAGAACGACAGCUCCUCAUACUUUCGGCGCAAGGAGAAGCGACUGCGCUUCUGCAUUCGGCGUAUGGUCAAGGCGCAAAGUUUCUACUGGAUUGUGCUCUGCCUGGUGGCGCUCAACACCCUCUGCGUGGCCAUCGUUCACUACGACCAGCCGCAGUGGCUCUCGGAUGCCCUCUAUUUCGCUGAGUUUGUCUUCCUGGGCCUCUUCCUUAGCGAGAUGGCACUGAAAAUGUACGGCCUCGGUCCUAGGAACUACUUCCACUCCUCGUUUAACUGCUUUGACUUUGGUGUCAUCGUGGGCAGCAUUUUCGAGGUCAUCUGGGCGGUGGUGAAGCCGGGAGCCUCUUUUGGAAUCAGCGUCCUCAGAGCACUGCGAUUGCUCAGGAUAUUUAAAGUGACCAAAUACUGGAAUUCUCUGAGGAACCUGGUUGUGUCACUGCUCAAUUCCAUGAAGUCCAUCAUCAGCCUCCUCUUCCUGCUCUUCCUCUUCAUCGUGGUCUUUGCCCUCCUGGGGAUGCAGCUCUUCGGAGGACAGUUCAACUUUGCAGAUGAGACGCCGACGACCAACUUUGACACGUUCCCAGCUGCCAUUCUGACUGUGUUCCAGAUCCUGACUGGUGAGGACUGGAAUGCAGUGAUGUAUCAUGGGAUUGAAUCCCAGGGUGGCGUCCAGCGAGGAAUGCUCUCAUCCAUCUACUUCAUUGUCCUGACCCUGUUUGGGAACUAUACUCUCCUCAAUGUCUUCUUGGCCAUCGCUGUGGACAACCUGGCAAAUGCGCAGGAGCUGACAAAGGAUGAAGAAGAACUUGAAGAGGCGACCAGUCAAAAACUUGCCAUUCAAAAGGCCAAAGAGGUGGCCGAUGUGAGCCCUCUGUCGGCAGCGAACAUCUCCAUCGCGGCUUUUGUAAAGCAAACUCGAGGUGCUGUUUCUCGCAGUUCGUCAAUCUCCAGCGUUAAAUCACCAAAGGAGCAGCACAAGUCCAUGAAGAUGAUGUCUGUGUGGGAGCAGCGGACCUCCAAGAUCCGACAGCAGAACCUGCGCGCCAGCUGUGAGGCGCUAUACAGCGAGCUGGAGCCGGAGGAACGUCUGCGCCUCUCCUCCAUGCUGCACAUCCGACCCGACAUGAAAACGCAUCUGGACCGCCCUCUGGUGGUGGAGCCCCGCGACGAACUGCACAACAGCGUCGACAACGAUGCUCAGCCAGCCGACCUUCCGCCUCCGCCAGACGGCCAGCAACCGGCCCCCCGCAAGCACCACCACCACCGGGACAAAAGCGGAGAUCCGCUGGCACCCGACAACACCAAUGGCAAGCACCGGUCGCACCACGGCAGGAGCAAAGAGCACGAGGGCAAAGGGGAGCGCAGCAGAAGUCGAGAAGGAGGGAAGAGGCACCACCACCAGGGGGCACCGGAGGAAGGCGGCGGCGACAAGGAGCAUCGGCGCCACCGCUCUCACCGCCACGUCAAGGAGGGCAACGGCGCCCUGAAUAACGGGGCGGCCAAGAGCGAGAAGCGCACCAGACACAACCGUUCGGGUGAAAACGGAGAGCGGCCCGAGAAGAGGCACAAGCACCGCGGCAAGGCUCUGUCAACCUACGAGGACAACUGUGACAAGGACGGAGAGCGCCGGGCAAAAGAGAGGCAAGCCAAGCCAGAGAGCGUCACCCAGGAGGGCACGGCACCGCAGCAGUUAGGGAGUCUGGAGCCAGUGGACGAGAAGCCUGAGGACUCGGACAACCAGAGUAACAUGACGGGCACGGCGGGCACCACCAAUAGCAUUGCCAUUCCGGUCACCGUCACUGCUCCGCCAGGGGAGACCACUGUCAUUGCUAUUAACAGCGUCGACUUCUCGGCUCCGCCGCCCACGGAAGAGAAGAAGAACCUGGAAGACAUGAGCAGCAAAGGGCCGCGGCACAUCCUGCCCUACAGCUCCAUGUUUGUGUUCAGCCCCACCAACCCGGUUCGAAGGCUGUGCCACUACGUCGUCAAUCUGCGCUACUUUGAGAUGUGCAUCCUGGUGGUCAUCGCGAUGAGCAGCAUCGCCCUGGCUGCAGAAGACCCUGUGCAGGCGGACACACCCAGGAACAACGUCCUUAAGUACCUGGACUACAUCUUCACUGGCGUGUUCACCUUUGAGAUGGUCAUCAAGAUGAUCGAUUUGGGUUUGCUCCUCCACCCGGGGUCGUAUUUCCGUGACCUGUGGAACAUUCUGGACUUCAUCGUGGUCAGCGGUGCUCUGGUCGCCUUUGCCUUUUCAAGCUUCAUUGGAUCGCACCAAGGCGUUACCAGAGGAAGCAAAGGCAAAGACAUCAACACCAUCAAGUCUCUGCGAGUCCUCCGCGUCCUGCGGCCCCUCAAGACCAUCAAGAGGCUCCCCAAGCUGAAGGCGGUCUUCGACUGUGUGGUGAACUCGCUCAAGAACGUCCUGAACAUCCUCAUUGUCUACAUGCUCUUCAUGUUCAUCUUCGCUGUCAUCGCAGUCCAGCUCUUCAAGGGCCGCUUUUUCUUCUGCACGGACGAGUCCAAGGAGCUGGAGAAGGACUGCAGGGGUGAAUUUCUGGAUUAUGAGAAGGGGAAUGUGGAGGCGAAGCCCCGCGAGUGGAGGAAGUACGAUUUUCACUAUGACAACGUGCUGUGGGCCCUGUUGACCCUCUUCACCGUGUCCACUGGAGAGGGCUGGCCAACGGUCUUGAAGCACUCUGUGGACGCCACCUAUGAGGAUCAGGGACCGAGUCCCGGCUAUCGCAUGGAGAUGUCCAUCUUCUAUGUGGUCUACUUUGUGGUCUUUCCCUUCUUCUUUGUCAAUAUCUUUGUGGCCCUCAUCAUCAUCACUUUUCAAGAGCAAGGAGACAAAGUGAUGUCGGAGUGCAGCUUGGAGAAGAACGAGCGAGCCUGCAUCGACUUCACCAUCGGGGCCAAACCUCUGACUCGCUUCAUGCCUCAGAACAAGCAAGCCUUCCAGUACAAGAUGUGGAAGUUCGUGGUGUCGCCCCCGUUUGAGUACUUCAUCAUGACGAUGAUCGCGCUUAACACCGUCGUGCUGAUGAUGAAGUUCCACGGAGCUCCAGAAAUCUACGAGUCCAUGCUGAAGCACCUGAACAUCGUCUUCACGGCUCUCUUCUCCCUGGAGUGUAUCCUGAAGAUCAUCGCGUUUGGUGCCCUGAACUACCUGAAGGAUGCCUGGAACGUCUUUGACUUUGUUACGGUGCUGGGAAGUAUCACGGACAUCGUGGUCACCGAAAUCAUUACAGCGAAUAAACUAAUCAACCUGAGCUUCCUGAGACUCUUCCGGGCGGCUCGCCUCAUUAAACUUCUUCGUCAAGGCUACACAAUCCGCAUUCUGCUGUGGACGUUUGUCCAGUCUUUCAAGGCCUUGCCCUACGUCUGCCUGCUCAUUGCUAUGCUCUUCUUCAUAUACGCCAUCAUUGGAAUGCAGGUCUUUGGCAACAUUGAGCUGAACGACGAGACGGCCAUUAACAGGCACAACAACUUCCGGACGUUUUUCCAGGCUCUGAUGCUGCUGUUCAGGAGCGCCACAGGUGAAGCGUGGCAUGAGAUCAUGCUGGCAUGUCUGGCCAACCGCAUGUGUGACCGGAAUUCGGGCUCACACGGCAAAGAGUGUGGCAGCGAGUUUGCUUAUUUCUACUUCGUUUCCUUCAUCUUCCUCUGCUCCUUCCUGAUGCUGAAUCUCUUUGUCGCUGUCAUCAUGGACAACUUUGAGUACCUCACGCGAGACUCGUCGAUCCUGGGACCUCACCAUCUGGACGAGUUUAUUCGGGUGUGGGCGGACUACGACCCCGCAGCCUGCGGCCGCAUUCAUUAUAAGGACAUGUACAAUUUGUUACGUGUCAUCUCGCCGCCCCUCGGCUUAGGAAAGAAGUGCCCUAACAGGGUCGCCUAUAAGCGCCUGGUAAAGAUGAACAUGCCCAUAGCGGAGGACAACUCUGUGCACUUCACGUCCACUCUGACAGCUCUCAUCCGCACCGCCCUGGAGAUCAAGCUGGCAUCAGGAGUAGCAAACCAGCAGCGUUCAGAUGCCGAACUCAGGAAGGAGAUCAGCACCGUCUGGCCAAACCUGUCUCAGAAGACGCUGGACCUGCUUGUGCCCCCUCACAGACCGAACGAGCUGACGGUGGGCAAGGUGUACGCUGCCCUGAUGAUCUUUGAUUACUACAAACAGAACCGGAGCAAGCGGGUUCAGCAGCAACAGCAGCAGCAGCAGCAGCAGGCGCCCCCCGGUGGGCUCUCGCAGAGCAAGGUUGGCGCCCUCUUCAAGCCAAUGCUGCCCUUGGCUCUGAUGCAAGUCCAGGACCCCACCCUGAAGCCCGUUGGAGCCGUCCCCCUCAACAAUGGCGGUGCGAUUCCCAGCCCACAGUCUCCUCCAGGUGCCCCGGACAGCACACAGGGGGCAGCACGCCGCAGCGCCAAGAAGCCAGUAGAGCGUGGGCGCUCGGAAGAAACGCCAGGUAGCACCAGUGCCCAGGAGUCCGUGGAGAUGAAGAAGAUGGAGCCGGGUACUAGUGGGCACCAGCAGCCAGUACUGGAGAACCAGGGCCGUGCCGCUUCGAUGCCCCGCCUCAACACGGAGAGCCAGAAGAGCAGGCCACGAGCGCCGGGGAGCUCCCUAGCCCCCAUUCCGGACUCGAGCCCCAUGAAGAGGUCCGUGUCCACCCUGACUCCGCAGCGGGCACAGGAGGUCAGCCUGAAGGACUACUCCCUGCAGCGGGCGGCACCUGACCGCGCCCACCAUCACCACCAUCACCACCGCUGCCACCGCCGGAAGGACAGAGAGAGGAAGCAGCACUCGUCAGAGAAGUCGCCGACCCGCCAGGCCAGCACGGACGCAGGUACGCCAGGUGACCCCAGUUCCUCGGCAGUCCCAGGUGGACAGAUGGCACGAGACAGGGGGCGCGAGAGGGGCCGCUCACACGAGAGGAAGCACCACUCGUGUUCAUCCGAGAAGCAGCGGUACUACUCGUGUGACCGCUACAGCAGUCGGGACUACGCCAGGCCAAAGUCCAACAACCCCAGCCGGGCGGCGUCUCCGAGUGACGGGCACGAGGCCCACCUGAACAGACAGGGCAGUGGUUCGGUUAGCGGGAGUCCCGUGAUGCUGACCUCCGGUGCCAGUACGCCCGGGCGAGGGCGCCGCCAGUUGCCGCAGACGCCCACGACCCCUCGGCCAAACGUGACCUACAGGACGGCCAACUCGUCGCCCAUCCACUUCGGCUCGUCCGGACCGCCGGUCGGCUUCUCUCCGGGCCGGCUGAGCCGAGGCCUGUCGGAGCACAACGCUCUGCUACGCGGCGGGACGGACCCUCAGAACCACGCCAGCGUCCUGGUGAACCGCAUCAGCUCGGACCCCUACCUGGGGCAGCGGGACGACUACGACAGCCUCACCGAGGACACUCUGACCUUCGAGGACGCCGUGGCCUCCAACGCGGGCCGCCACUCCCGGACGUCCUACCUGGGCCAAGGGGUCCCCAACGGCUACCACUACAGCCUGGGGGUGAACGCCGGGCCCGGGCCCGGCGGCAGGGGGCGCCACUACCGCGCCGACGCAGACGAGGAGGACUGGUGCUAGCAGAUGGCUCUCCCGCGGCAGGAGACAUUGAUGAGUUUUAUCAUCGGGGUGGGGGGCCGGGCAGUGCCCCCUUCCGCUCCCCUAGCGGGCAGAGACAGCGUCCAAAUACCAAGUGCCUAAACUACUGGGAUGUCAGCAGGGCGGCGAGGCGCGGGCUCUGGGGUCGACACGGGCACCGGCGAGUCUCGCCCGCUGACUUCCCUCGCUGUGGGCUCCAGCGAAAACCCGUGACCAAAUGUUUUGUAGAAAGCCCCUGGCAGGGUGGGUGGGUGGGGGCGUACCGAGUGCAUGCGGGGCGGGCAGGUGGGCGGCCGCCGCGCCCUUCAGUGUUUGCAUGUCCAGGACCUCGGCGCUGUGCAUGGGAGACAGCCGACCGACGACUGUUGCGCAUCCUCUUCGUAUUUUUUGAUACCGUAUUCAUCACUCGUUCAUUUUUAAGGAUCUUUGAUAAAAAAGGAAAUGGAGUUUUGUCGGAAGCUUUCUACUUCGUGAAGCCGGCGGGUCCAACCAGGCAGGGCGCCCUCGCUUUGCCGUCUGAUCCCGUUUCUCAGUUUCUCGGUUUCUCCUCACUUGUUUCUAAAGCUCCAUUUUUGUACCUGAACGACCAAUGAAAUAAAAGCGAACUUCAAACGUGA
Polypterus senegalus (gray bichir) is the source of this 7808-nucleotide messenger RNA. It is a transcript of the gene cacna1ba, whose product is annotated as calcium channel, voltage-dependent, N type, alpha 1B subunit, a. Gene Ontology annotation, cellular component: voltage-gated calcium channel complex; neuronal cell body; membrane. Bases 355 to 7173 code for a protein of 2272 amino acids. Gene Ontology annotation, molecular function: high voltage-gated calcium channel activity. The transcript is spliced from 51 exons. The record is from RefSeq and is a predicted model, not a curated record. NCBI's taxonomy places the organism in Eukaryota, Metazoa, Chordata, Cladistia, Polypteriformes, Polypteridae. Gene Ontology annotation, biological process: chemical synaptic transmission; calcium ion import across plasma membrane.